AUGGAUUUCGUUCAACUUCCAAGGCCAGAGUUUCCAGCCUGCCAAGACCCAGCGAAGGAGGAAGGGGGAAAGGAUGUGGUUGCACAAACCAGCCUCCAGGGUCAAGUAGAAAAAACAACUUCGGAUGUCACGACCCCAGUUAAGACGCACGAGGCUGUCGCUGACGCCGUGGCUUCUGACAAGCCCGUUCCUGGAGUGGGGAAUGGGAGGUGUUCUCCAACCCGGCCUGGUACUGAGGAGACAAAUUCCUUGAAUUCGUUUCCACUGGAGGGAGGCGGAAAAUCAGGAAAUGGCGCAAAUGUGCAAGAGGGGACCGUCCCCUGUAGCGCCCAGGACAACGUGGACUUCAACAACUUGGUGUUGUCCCAGUCAACCUCCUUCAUCAAGUUUGGGAGCAGCACCUCGGGCCACGAAAGUGAAACUAUUUUAUUAGGCUCUGGAGACCCAGCUGGAGAAACAGAACUGGUUUGUUCGCAUAACGGCUUAAAUCCGAAUGUCCAGGUGAGCGGAGCCAUCAGGAAAGGCAGCAGAAAGGAGGAAGAACCCGGACAUACCACAGAGCUACUAACCCCGGAGGCGCCGAAAGAAGCGGUCAAGGAAAACAAAGAACCUUCUAUAGACUCUCUGGUGGACAUGUCUCAGGAGAAGUCCUUCUCGGAGGAGCCAGUGACCGAUUCUUCGUGCUCAGCGGCGGUCCCUCCGGAGCAAGCCCUCGCCGACAAGGAAGGCCAAAGGGGCUCCUCAAAGCGGAAGAAGAAGAAAAGGCACAGCAAGAGCAACCCAAGUGGCGCAGCGAGACAGAAAAAAUAAAAAGAAGCGCACUCUUCAGUAACAUAUGCUAUGGAAGGUAGCCAUGGUAAUGGGGGUAGAGGUGGGUUGUUGUUUUUCUCCUAGGGUGACGGCGGGUAUUUCAUAGGUAGCACCCAGAUGCAAGAGAUUUCCAAACAUACGUGCCUUACGCGAAGUUCUAAUUCUGUACAAACUCCCUCCCAGUUUCAUGCUGUUGCAACAGGCCUCUGGGUAACUCACAGAUCAAACGCCUGCAGAAGCCGAGGGAGAUGUGGCCUAAGUGGUGCCUCUAGAACCCAGUGGCAGGGAUGAUUUAAGCCAACAGUGUCAACUUCCUAUUGGAAGUGCUUCCAUUAAAUGACUGUAUAAAUGGGCUCUGGGCCAUUGAAAGAUAUGUGGGACCAAGGUUGUGUUGUUUGUUGUUUGUUACUGUGUUACAUGAAAUGCAAAUGCUCUGCUGCGUCUGUUCCUACAAAGGCUCACACUCCUGUUCCAACUGAAAUAACAAAUUUGGCAAAGCUAUAAGGCAGGGGUCCCCAAACUAAGGUUCGCGGGCCAGAUACGGCCCGUGCGAGCCAAUUAUCCGACGCCCGACGACG
Molecule: messenger RNA, 1388 nt
Organism: Lacerta agilis (Sand lizard)
Lineage: Eukaryota; Metazoa; Chordata; Lepidosauria; Squamata; Lacertidae
Exons: 3
Coding region: 1-810 (269 amino acids)
Source: RefSeq, a predicted model, not a curated record